GAGGCAUUUCGGUUCCAUGAUGAAAUGCUUCAAAGGGGAUUUGUGCCAGAUGAUGAAUUCUAGUUUGCUCUUAGCAGCUGAAGGUGGGAUUUUCUCUUAAUUCUCAUUGCACUCUUCAUUUUAAUUAGCUACUACUAAAAGUUGUGAUCUAAUGAUCUUAUGUUUAUAUAUAAUGAUCUAUUCGUGGGUUUCAUUUACUUCUUAGGUUGUCUUUGGUGCAAGUAAUUCUCACUACACAUGCACCAUGUGCAGCAAUGCAUUGACAAACUCCUACUCCAUGUCCAUGGGAUAGGGAAGUGUCCUGAUGCAGAUGAUCUUGCUCUUGAGUGGACAGAUGAGUCAAGAAUCCUAGUUCAAAGUGCGAACUAUCCACCAAUUCCAGUUGAACAGCCAGAAGACGUGAAACCAUUUGCUCCUAUGGUGGUUACUGGAACAAUUGAUUAUGAUGGUCUGGGCCAGUUAGGUGGCGGGACAAUGCAGAAGAUAAGGAUGAAGAAUCCGAAGAUCCUUAAGAUUACAGAAGUUUAGCAAAUGGGAGCUCUAAUCGUUGCCAGUUUUUCGUGAUAGUGUUUGAAAGCAUGUAGGCAAUUUAGUUUGAGCUUGUGAAAUUUUCUCGGUUAUAUACAAACUACUGUAGAUUAAAUUAGCUUAAAUGGAAGGAGGCCAAUUGAGCGGUUUUGGGGGUAA
Molecule: messenger RNA, 687 nt
Organism: Pyrus x bretschneideri (Chinese white pear)
Lineage: Eukaryota; Viridiplantae; Streptophyta; Magnoliopsida; Rosales; Rosaceae
Exons: 4
Coding region: 238-528 (96 amino acids)
Source: RefSeq, a predicted model, not a curated record